AUGGCUUUCGACCCCGAUGAGGUUUUGAGGCAGUUGUCAACGGCCCAGAAGGUAGCCUUGCUUACCGGUUCUGAUUUUUGGCACACGAAACCUAUACAAAAAUUCAAUAUCCCAUCUAUUCGUCUAAGCGAUGGGUCCAGCGGUAUACGCGGAACCCGCUGGUUUGAAGGGGUUCCAACAGCAGCUCUUCCUUGUGGAACAGCUCUCGCUUCAACCUGGGACAAACCUCUUCUCCGGCAAGCGGGCCAGCUCCUGGGCAAGGAAUGCAUUGCCAAGGGCGUUCGUUGCUGGCUAGGACCAACCGUCAACAUCCAACGGUCGCCUCUCGGAGGCAGAGGCGCAGAAUCCUUUGCAGAGGACCCUUAUCUCACUGGUAUUAUCGCCCGAGAGACUAUCCUUGGCUGUGAAUCUACAGGGGUGAUCUCGACGGUCAAGCAUCUGGUUUGCAAUGACCAGGAAGAAAGUAAGAGGGGUCUUGACAUUUUGGUGACUGAUCGUGCCCUUCGGGAGAUAUAUCUUCGUCCAUUCCAAAUCGUGGCGCAAGAUGCAAAGCCCGGUGCGUUAAUGACGGCUUAUAACCGAGUCAAUGGGGUACAUACCUCCGAGCACGCAGAGAUACUGGAAGGGAUCGUUCGACAAGAGUGGGGUUGGAAUCCGCUUGUCAUGAGCGACUGGUAUGGUCUGUACUCUUGCGAACGUGCCCUUGACGCAGGACUGGACUUAGAGAUGCCUGGCAAGAACGGAGUCCGAGGAACUCUCGCUUCCCUGUCGCUAUCAACGAACUCAAUUAAACCGUCCGUCAUUGAUGCACGUGUAAAGAACGUUCUGCAAUUUGCUAAACGGGCCAGUCGAAUUCCAGUCUCACCCAUUGAAGGACAGCGCGACUACCCGGAAGAUAGGAAACUUAACCGUCAACUUUGCAAUAACAGCAUUGUGUUGUUGAAGAAUGAAGAAAAACUGCUACCUUUGCCAAAGAAGAUGAAGACGCUGGCCCUUAUUGGCUCUCAUAUCCGCGACCUGUCUGUUUUAGGUGUUGGUAGCACAGCUGUUGAGGCAUAUUACACCACCGACCCACUAAAUUCUAUCAAAGCCAAGCUUGACCCUGAUGUCGAGGUGAUAUUUGAAGUUGGUGCCUAUGCUCACAAGAUGCUACCAGUCUUGAAUGAGCGGCUGAUGAAAAAUGCCGUCCUCCGCUUCUUCAACGAGCCAGCAUCUGAACCAAAUCGGACGGCAGUAGACCACAAAAGUCUCUCAAGGAGCUACUUCCACCUCCUUGACUAUCUCCAUGAGAAAAUCAAUUCUGAUCUUUUCUUCGCCUCUUUCGACGCAGAUUUUAUUCCCGAUUGCUCGGGACUAUGGGAGCUAGGCCUCACCGUCCACGGAUCCGGCACUCUUUUCCUAGACGAAAUAAUGAUUAUUGAUAACUGUACCGCUCAGCGCCAUGGAACUAGUUUCUUUGGAAGUGGGACCGCAGAGGAGAAGGUGGCAAUGAAUCUUGAGGCAGGGAAGUCCUACAAGCUCCGUAUUGAGUUUGGUAGCGCUACAACAACCACACUGAAUUCCCCAUCAGCCGUGGAAUUUCCGGGUGGCGGAGCAAGACUGGGCGCCUGCCCACUACGUAAUGCGGAUGAGAUGAUAGAGAGAGCCGUUCGAAUCGCGUCUGAGGCAGACUAUUCUAUCAUCUGCGUUGGGUUGAGUGGUGAAUGGGAAGGUGAGGGAAACGAUCGCACUGACAUGCACCUUCCUCCCAACGUCGAUAAGAUGAUUCAAAGAGUUCUUGAGCGAGCACCAAACACGGUUGUCGUCAAUAUUUCCGGCAUGCCGGUUGGGAUGCCGUGGCACCAGUCCGCUAAGGGCAUUAUUCAAGCCUCGUAUGGAGGCAGCGAAGCCGGACAUGCGAUCGCCGAUACUCUGUUCGGUGAUUUCAAUCCUUCUGGCAAACUUCCAGUAUCAUGGCCACAUACCUUGGAGGACAACCCUACCUUUCUGAAUUGGGGUUCAUCUCGAGGCCGGGUAUUGUACGGGGAAGACAUCUUUGUUGGGUACCGAUUCUAUGAAAAGUUGAAUCGGAAGCCUUUGUGGAGCUUUGGUCAUGGGCUUUCAUACACCAGCUUCGAAUUUUCAUCAAUGGAACUGAGAACCAACGAGCAAGGCAUGUUUGCUUCCGUUGUGGUUCGAAACACAGGAGCUGUGUCUGGUGCAGAAGUAGUGCAGGUCUAUGUCUCUGCACCCCAAUCAUCAGUUCCUCGGCCUGUGAAGGAGCUUGCCGGGUUUGAGAAGGUGCUACUUGCUCCGGGACAAAGCAAGAAUGUGGACAUUGAGAUUGAUGCGUACGUUCUUAGCUUCUGGGACGAGCUAGAAGACAGAUGGUGUCUGGAGCAAGGCCAAUAUCGGGUAGUUGUGGGAGGCAGCUUUGAUGUUUUCGGAAAUCAAGGCCUGGAUGGUUCGUUGACAGUGGAGAAGACACGCUGGUGGCUUGGCUUGGAGGCACCCUUUGCCUCGUAG
Molecule: messenger RNA, 2505 nt
Organism: Penicillium pulvis
Lineage: Eukaryota; Fungi; Ascomycota; Eurotiomycetes; Eurotiales; Aspergillaceae
Product: beta-glucosidase
Exons: 4
Coding region: 1-2505 (834 amino acids)
Biological process (GO): glucan catabolic process
Molecular function (GO): beta-glucosidase activity
Source: RefSeq, a predicted model, not a curated record